Messenger RNA from Fusarium redolens, 702 nucleotides. RefSeq names its product S-adenosyl-L-methionine-dependent methyltransferase. The record is from RefSeq and is a predicted model, not a curated record. The annotation marks the transcript as partial. The transcript is spliced from 3 exons. NCBI's taxonomy places the organism in Eukaryota, Fungi, Ascomycota, Sordariomycetes, Hypocreales, Nectriaceae. Gene Ontology annotation, molecular function: methyltransferase activity.
AAAAUCCUUGACAUCGGUACCGGGACUGGAAUAUGGGCUAUUGAUAUGGCCGACGAGUAUCCAUCCGCUGAGGUAGUUGGCACAGACAUUUCAGCCGUUCAGCCAGCAUUCGUGCCUCCAAACUGCAGCUUUCAAAUCGAUGAUGCCCAACGCAACUGGACGUUCAAGCCUGAUGAAUUUGACUUCAUCCAUAUCCGCUAUCUUUACGGUGUGAUCGACGACUGGAAGAAGCUAUACCGUCAAGCAUAUACCCACGUACGGCCAGGAGGUUGGGUCGAGAGUCUUGAGAUCGACAUCGAAACGCACAGCGAGAACCCCAAGAUUGAGAAGGACGAAAACCACAUCUUCAAAAAAUGGUGUAAACUAUUCUUUGAGUGUGGUCGUAAGACUGGCCGAACUUGGAAGAUCGCGCGGGAUGGUCGCCAGGAGGAGUACAUGCGAGAAGCAGGAUUUACAGAUCUAUCCUCCAAAUCGUGGAAGCUGCCCGUUGGAGGUUGGCCUCAAGACAAGAAGCUGAAGCAGAUUGGUCUAUAUAAUGGGGCUUUUAUCCCAAUUGGAGAGAUCCUGGGUUGGUCGAAAGAGGAGGUUACGGUUCUGGUCAGCCAGAUGCGAAAGGCACUCAAGGAGCCAAGAGCGCUGCCCUAUUUUACUGCCCGUAUGGUCUAUGGUCGAAAACCUGAAAGUAUUCCUGAGACUGCUUAA